AUGGGAAAAAAUGUGCUUGCAGUUCCCUUGCCGAUAUUAGCAACGCCAAAUGGGCUCAACGUGGAGAUCAAGAUCAUUUGCCAAGUGAGAGACUAUGCUAAUUUGGUUGAAUUGGUGGAGAAGGCCGCUCUCACCGAGUCGAGGUGGGAUGAGAAGGGGAAGAGAAAGUUAUCCGAGGUGGUGAAGAUAACAAAACCGAGUAGGCCAGCAUCGGUUAACCUGAGAGGAGGCGGGAAUACUGAAGGAGGCUACUGCCCGGGUAACAACUGA
Messenger RNA from Arabis nemorensis, 270 nucleotides. Lineage: Eukaryota; Viridiplantae; Streptophyta; Magnoliopsida; Brassicales; Brassicaceae. The record is from the annotation of a GenBank genome assembly.